Messenger RNA from Morone saxatilis (striped sea-bass), 1850 nucleotides. Its product is annotated as zinc finger protein Aiolos-like. Lineage: Eukaryota; Metazoa; Chordata; Actinopteri; Moronidae. Gene Ontology annotation, molecular function: RNA polymerase II cis-regulatory region sequence-specific DNA binding; DNA-binding transcription factor activity. The record is from RefSeq and is a predicted model, not a curated record. Gene Ontology annotation, biological process: regulation of transcription by RNA polymerase II.
GGCCAGAAAGCUGUAUGGAUGGAAACGGGGAGCAGAUUCCACACGAGUUAUGGGCAGGACCGUGUUUAGCGUUGGACACCUGUGAUGGAGUACAUCUGGAGAGAAAGUCCAGUGGCGGAGUGUGGAAUCUCCUACUAGAGAGCGGUUCUCCUCCGAGUGCUGAGCAACAAGCAGAAGAUUUUUUCAUCAUGGACACAGACAAACAUCCUGAAUUCAUCACCCCAGAGGAAAAUGGGAUGGACGUUUGCAGUGAUGUUGCAGAUGUGAAGCCACAGGAGGAGAAAGAAGAGAGGGAGGAUAACUCAUUUAGUGAGAAUGGAAUGCAGGGUGCCGAAGGUGUGACAGAUCCACGUGUGAUAAAGACCGAGGUAGAGGAGAUAGAAGACAGCGAGGAGUACCCCAAGGCUGAAAAAGAAACAGAGAUUGUACCAAAAGAGGAAGCAGAGGGUGCUAGUGAAGACGGGAUGGAGGAAGGAUUUGAUGAUCAGAGGACAGAGGAGGACGAUGAUGAGGAGAGGGACGGGGAGGGGGAUGAGGAGGGAGAUACCCUGAAUGAGCCACAGGACCUGUCACUGGUGGACUAUUCGCGUUACGACAGCGCGGCCCUUCCAGACGCCCACGCAGGAGCAGCAGCUGGUGCAGAAGAGACCUAUGUGCCUGGAGCCGUGGCACCCCGCAUCCAGACGGCAGGCAAGCUCAACUGUGACAUCUGCGGCCUGUCCUGCGUCAGCAUCAACGUACUGCUGGUGCACAAGCGCAGCCACACUGGUGAGAGGCCAUUCCACUGCACUCAGUGUGGGGCCUCCUUCACCCAGAAGGGAAACCUGCUUCGCCACAUCAAACUGCACUCCGGGGAGAAGCCUUUCAAAUGCCCGAUGUGCAGCUACGCCUGUCGUCGUCGUGACGCCCUGAGCGGGCACCUGCGCACCCAUUCUGUAGAAAAACCUUUCAAGUGCAACCACUGUAGUCGCAGCUACAAGCAGCGCAGCUCCCUUGAGGAGCACAGAGAGAGGUGCCAUGUGUACAUUCAGAGCAAAGGUCCCGCUGAGAGAGAGGACGGCCAGACAUCCAGGGCUCAGAUGGGCACUGAGCGUGCUCUGCUGCUCGACAGGCUCGCCAGCAACGUAGCCAAACGGAAGAGCUCAAUGCCACAGAAGUUCACCGGCGACAACGGUGUCUGCCUGGACCUGAGUUUUAACAGGGAGCUGGUCCACCGAACUGACAUCAAGGACCCUCCGCCGGGCUCCCCAGGGCCCGACACCCACCAUCAGUCCAUCCUCACAGGGUCAGAGGGUGACCCCACUCCCUCCCACAGGCCCUACCCCAUCCCAUUAAGCCGUAAUGACAUCAGCCCCAUGGGCCUCACCAACGGCCACAAGAUGGGCAUGCCGCUCCUAGGCCUCCCCCAUGCCGCCCAGCCACCCCUCAGCAUGGACUCGUUCCACAGCGACGGUUCCCAGAUGUCCCAGCCCGUCAUGUACAGCUUAGGGCACCUGCUGGGAGGGCUGAACCACCAGAACGGCAUCCCUCACCCACACACCCAGCACAUCCCGUUGUCACCACUGGAUGCUUUACGGGUGGUUCGGGGCGACGGGGAGGCAGGAGCGCUGCCCGGGGCGGUGUACCCCUGUGGCCACUGCAGGGUGAUCUUCCUGGACUAUGUCAUGUUCACUAUCCACAUGGGGUGCCACGGCUUCCGCGACCCGCUCGAGUGCAACGUGUGUGGACACCGCAGCCGGGACCGUUACGAGUUCUCCUCCCACAUAGCCCGUGGCGAGCACCGCCUAGAAGUGAAGUAGCUUUCAUUCAUGCAGACGUUCAUGCUUACACACACACACACACACAUGCUC